Molecule: messenger RNA, 3111 nt
Organism: Eremothecium cymbalariae DBVPG#7215
Lineage: Eukaryota; Fungi; Ascomycota; Saccharomycetes; Saccharomycetales; Saccharomycetaceae
Gene: GDH2
Product: glutamate dehydrogenase (NAD(+))
Exons: 1
Coding region: 1-3111 (1036 amino acids)
Cellular component (GO): mitochondrion
Molecular function (GO): L-glutamate dehydrogenase (NAD+) activity
Source: RefSeq, a predicted model, not a curated record
AUGCAGAAAGAGAGUAACCUAAAGUUUCCGGACAUAGCGUCGUUAUCGAUAUCUUCGUUUUCUGAUUAUCAUUCGGUUUCUUUCUCUGGGAAAGAUGUGCAGAAGGAGGAGGUGAUUGAUAUUUUGGACCAGCAGGGGUUUAUGCCGGAGACUUUGAUGGAGCAGGAGGUUGAUUGGUUUUAUGAGUCAUUGGGUAUUGAUGAUUUAUUUUUUAGUAAGGAAUCUUCUAAUAGUAUUGCGAAUAUCAUUCAUACGCUAUAUGCAGCCAAGAUUGAGUCGUUUGCUAGGUCAAGAAUUGGGGAGAGUGAGGAUAGCGGGGCGGCUCCUGGGGAUUUUUCUAUUAAGAAGAAAGUUAUAACAGACAACCACGCAGUUUUUAUUGAGACGGGUGAUGAUUUUGACAAUGAAAUAGACGCCAAGUAUUUAGAUAGUUCCGAUUCAUCUUACAGGUUAGUUUCGUAUUUUGGGGAGAAUGGUUUGAAGUUGUUAUUUUUGUAUGAAACCAAGUAUCCUGGAGAGUGUACUCAUAUCGAUGCGGAGGCGUUGGUCAGAGGGGAUAUCGACCCAAUUUCUGAUGUGAUUAUGUCUGAGGUUACGUCUGCUGAAAAUAAGAAGUUAUAUGGGCAGUUGAUGCAUCUACUUUCUGAGCGUGAAGGGCCUGUGAUUAAAACUUUUAACUCUGUUGCCAAUCGUGAUGAGGUCAGAUUGAUUGUGGCGUUUAGGAAAAAUACAACCAAGCGUUAUUUUUCAGCUCUAACAUCUUUGUUGCAUUAUUAUCACUUACAGCCAUCCAAGAUAUUUACUGAGACAUUUGCUAAUGGGGUUGUUAUCUACUCUAUCUACCUAAACCAAUCCGAACAGCCAGAGGAUAUUGUUCAAAAUCUAUCGCUUUCUAUUUUGCAAGUGGAAAGAGAAGCUUCGUUGUUGUACGCCAUUCCGAACAACUUCUUUGAUGACUUAUAUCGUUUGAGGCAGUUUUCGCCGCAGGAGGCGAUAUAUGCCCACACUGGAUCGAUUUUUGUCAACCACUUUAUCAACCGUUUAGGUCAAGAUUAUCAUACAUUAGUGAAACAGUUGAGCGUUAGACCCACUGACACCACGAUGUCGGAGGUGUUAAACAAUUUGAAAAAGAAGUUAAGAAAUGAAACCUUUACUCAGCAGAUGAUCAUAGACAUUUUGCAUAAGUACAAAGAGAUCGUCUCUAAACUUUACAAGAACUUUGCCCAAGUUCAUUACACUUCCACACAAACAUCUCGUUUUGAAAAAACAUUGUCCUAUCAGCGGAUGUCUAGAUUGGAGCCCUUCAAGGAUGACAAUGAGUUUGAGCUAUAUCUAACUAAGUUUAUUGCGAACGAUUCGCCGGCUCUAUUAAUAUUAAGAACAUUGAAGUUGUUCAAUCAAUCUAUCGUAAAGACCAAUUUCUUUAUUACUCGUAAAGUUGCGAUUUCAUUUAGGUUAAACCCUGAACUAAUAAUGCCUGUAGCAGAAUAUCCAGAAACUCCAUUCGGUAUUUUCUUCGUGGUGGGUAGCACUUUCAAAGGUUUCCAUAUAAGAUUCCGUGAUAUUGCACGUGGUGGCAUCAGAAUUGUGUGUUCCAGAACUCAAGAUCAAUACGACAUGAAUUCCAAGAUGGUUAUUGAUGAGAACUAUGGUCUUGCCUCUACUCAGCAAAGAAAGAAUAAGGAUAUACCGGAAGGCGGUUCUAAAGGUGUUGUAUUGAUGAAUCCUGCCUUGACAGGGUCAACCGACACUUUUGUUGCAUUUUCUCAAUAUGUUGAUGCUAUCAUUGACAUCCUAAUCAAAGAUCCAAAGAAGGAGAAAUAUGUUGAUCUACUAGAACAUGAAGAAAUCUUAUUCUUUGGUCCCGACGAAGGUACUGCAGGGUUUGUGAAUUGGGCUACCAAUCAUGCCCGUAAACGUGGUUGUCCUUGGUGGAAGUCAUUUUUGACAGGUAAAACAGCCGAUUUAGGUGGUAUUCCUCAUGAUGAAUAUGGAAUGACCUCAUUAAGCGUCCGUGCAUAUAUCAAUAAACUUUAUGAAACCUUAAACUUGAAAUCAACCAAAUUGAAUAAGUUUCAAACAGGCGGUCCCGACGGAGAUUUGGGUUCUAAUGAAAUAUUACUCUCAACAGAUAAUGAACAAUAUGUUGCGAUCGUUGAUGGAUCUGGUGUGUUAUGUGACUCAAAUGGGUUGGAUAAAGCGGAAUUGCGUAGGUUGGCUAAGGAAAGAAAGAUGGCUUCACACUUUGAUACUUCCAAAUUGGGAAAUAAUGGGUUUUUUGUUUCAGUUGAUGAGAUGGACGUAAUGCUACCCAAUGGCACCAUUGUUGCCAACGGUACUACUUUUAGGAACAGAUUCCAUUUCGAAAUCUUCAAGUUUGUUGAUCGUGUCGAUUUGUUUGUUCCAUGCGGUGGCAGGCCAUCUUCUGUAGACAUUAACAAUCUACCUUAUUACAUUGACCAAAAAUCUGGCAAAUGUAAGAUCCCCUAUAUUGUUGAAGGUGCCAACUUAUUUUUCUCCCAACCCGCUAAAGUUACUCUAGAACAACAUGGAUGUAUCUUUUUCAAAGAUGCAUCUACUAACAAAGGCGGUGUCACUUCAUCUUCGAUGGAGGUUUUGGCUUCUCUAGCUUUAAGCGACGAAGAUUUCUUAGGUAAAUUUGUUGAAGUUGAUGGCAAGAGAACCCCUCUAUAUGAGGAAUUCGUUCUUGAAAUUCAAGAAAAAGUCCAAAGAAAUGCAAUAUACGAGUUUGAAAGAUUGUGGUCAUUGAACCAGGAAACUAAAGAACCCAUUUCAGAGUUAUCGAACAUCUUGUCCCAGACUAUCAACAAGUUGAAUGACGAUCUAAUCAACUCUAAUGAAUUAUGGCUGAAUGACCUAAGUUUAAGAAACUAUUUAUUAUUGAACAAAAUUAUCCCCAAAUUGUUAAUUGAUGUUUCUGGACCACAAGCUGUAUUGGAUAGCGUCCCAGUGCAAUAUUUAAAAGCAUUAUUGUCCAGUUACCUAUCCAGCACUUACGUGUAUAAAUACGGUAUCGACAUUAACAUGGGCAAAUUUCUAGAGUUCAUAGGUGAACUUAAGAGAAACGCAGAAGGUGUUCAACUAGUAUGA